This is a messenger RNA of Iphiclides podalirius (scarce swallowtail), 489 nucleotides long. The record is from the annotation of a GenBank genome assembly. Lineage: Eukaryota; Metazoa; Arthropoda; Insecta; Lepidoptera; Papilionidae.
AUGGUUGCUCCACGGAUAACCUUGAGUACACGAUAUAUUUUAUCCGAGCUGGAAGAAAUAGAAAGAGAAGAUAACUUUAGACUAAAGCGAUUUAAAGAAUUAAAAACUAAGAAGAAAGGAAAAGAUUCAGUAGAUACAGAUGAAAUCGUUGAUGAAAUGGAAAAUAACAUGUGUAUAUCAGAUGAGGACAAAACGGAUGAGGACACAACAGAUGAGGACAGAACAGACGAGGACAGAACAGAUAAGGACAGAAAAAAUGAGGACAGAACUAAGUUCCCCUCUAAUAUAGAAGAAGGACCACCGUUGCGAUUAAAUACCGAAACAGAAUUGAAUAGCCAUGAAAAUGAGCAAUCAUUAGGUUUAGAAGCAAUUGAUAUACACGGAGAUUCUAAUCAAAACCUAGAUGCAAACAAAUAUGAGGAUAAUAAAAUAGAAGGAACAGCAUCUCAAACUAACAGCAAAAUCAGACGCAGUGACAUAUUGCUGCCC